Molecule: messenger RNA, 906 nt
Organism: Fraxinus pennsylvanica
Lineage: Eukaryota; Viridiplantae; Streptophyta; Magnoliopsida; Lamiales; Oleaceae
Source: the annotation of a GenBank genome assembly
AUGAGGGAUUUUCCAUCUUGUUUUGGUGAAAAUGGGGUUCAAGUUGCUGAUGCUUCUUGUUCAAGUGUAGGCGUGAGUAAAGCCUCUCAAAAUUUGGUUACUUGCGCAUACAAAUGUAAAUUGCUAGGUAAAUCUUAUUUGGUUAACAUUAUUUGGAGCAAGAAUUUGAUGGGUCAAUGCCUUAGUAUUGAAAUUGAAGAUCUAUAUCGUAAUUGCUUAUGCAAAUUUGAUGUGAAGCCAUCUUUGUUUACAAAAAGAAAGGGUUCAAAGUGUUUAGAGGUUUAUCCAUGUAAAAUUGAAGUGUUUUGGGAUCUUUCUUUAGCAAAAUUUGGAUCUGGGCCAGAGCCUGUGGAGGGUUAUUACAUAGCAAUUGUUUGUAAGAUGGAGAUGGUUUUGGUAAUUGGGGAUCUAAGGAAAGAAGCAUUGAAGAAAACUGGUUCAAUUCCUUCCUUUUCCAAUGCAAUACUUGUUUCCAGAAGAGAACAUAUUUUUGGAAAGAAAGUGUAUGUUACAAAGGCACAAUUCAGUGAUAAUGGAGAGGCUCAUGAUGUGAAAAUCGAGUGCGAUACAAGUGGAAGUAACGAUGCUUACCUUGUGAUCCGUAUUGAUACGAAACCAGUUAUGCAGGUGAAGAAUCUCAGGUGGAAAUUUAGGGGGAAUUACACAAUUUUGGUUGAUGGACUUCCUGUGGAAGUCUUUUGGGAUGUCCAUAAUUGGUUAUUUGGUCCGGGUUUAGGAAAUGCAGUUUUCAUGUUUCAAACUUGUGUGUCAGCCGAGAAGUUGUGGACGAGCCAAACGUUGUCUGAUCCAUCCGGAUUCUCUUUGAGCUGCCCGGAGAGUUUCACUGAAUCUAAGUUACCAGGUCCUGGUUUUUCUUUGUUCUUGUAUGCUUGGAAGAAUGAAUAA